Arabidopsis thaliana (thale cress) is the source of this 2679-nucleotide messenger RNA. RefSeq names its product Leucine-rich repeat protein kinase family protein. Gene Ontology annotation, cellular component: plasma membrane. Bases 1 to 2679 code for a protein of 892 amino acids. NCBI's taxonomy places the organism in Eukaryota, Viridiplantae, Streptophyta, Magnoliopsida, Brassicales, Brassicaceae. The record is from RefSeq and is marked reviewed. Gene Ontology annotation, molecular function: ATP binding; protein kinase activity; protein serine/threonine kinase activity. The transcript has 13 exons.
AUGAAAACACAUCCUCAAGCAAUUCUCUUAUGUGUGUUAUUCUUCAUCACGUUUGGUCUUUUACAUGUCGUUGAAGCUGGAAAUCAAGAAGGAUUCAUCAGUUUAGAUUGUGGGUUAUCCCCCAAUGAACCUCCUUACGUCGAUGCUGCAACCGACUUAACAUACACAACGGACAAUGAUUUCGUGCAGAGCGGUAAAACUGGUACAAUCGAUAAGGAAUUGGAGUCAACCUACAACAAACCAAUUUUACAGCUUAGGUACUUCCCCGAAGGAGUCCGAAACUGUUAUACCUUGAACGUCACGCUCGGCACAAACUACCUGAUCAGAGCCAGUUUCGUGUAUGGUAACUACGAUGGUCUUAAUAAAGAACUCGAGUUUGACCUUUACCUUGGUCCUAAUCUAUGGGCAAACGUGAACACAGCUGUAUAUUUAAUGAACGGAGUGACCACAGAAGAAAUCAUCCACAGUACCAAAUCUAAGGUACUCCAGGUUUGUCUUAUUAAGACAGGCGAGAGUAUACCUAUUAUUAAUAGCUUAGAGCUGCGACCACUUAUAAACGAUACUUACAAUACUCAAAGUGGCUCGCUGAAAUACUUAUUUCGGAAUUAUUUCAGCACUUCAAGGAGAAUAAUACGGUACCCGAAUGAUGUCAACGAUCGUCAUUGGUAUCCGUUCUUUGAUGAGGAUGCGUGGACAGAAUUGACUACAAAUCUCAAUGUUAACAGUUCAAAUGGUUAUGAUCCACCAAAAUUUGUAAUGGCUUCAGCCUCAACACCCAUAAGUAAAAAUGCGCCCUUCAACUUCACCUGGUCAUUGAUUCCUUCUACGGCCAAAUUUUAUAGUUACAUGCACUUCGCCGAUAUUCAGACUCUACAGGCCAAUGAAACCCGAGAAUUCGACAUGAUGUUGAAUGGAAACCUUGCCUUGGAACGGUAUAGACCUAAAACGUUCGCCACAGGAACUAUAUACUUUAUUAAACCACAAAUAUGUGAAGGAGGGCAAUGCAUCAUAGAGUUAUUAAAAACGUCAAAGUCUACUCUUCCUCCGCUUUGUAGUGCCCUCGAGGUUUUCACCGUGAUCGAUUUCCCCGAAUUGGAAACAAAUCAAGAUGAUGUUAUUGCUAUCAAGAAUAUCCAAAAUACUUAUGGAGUGAGUAAAACUAGCUGGCAAGGAGAUCCAUGUGUUCCUAAACGGUUUAUGUGGGAUGGCUUAAACUGCAACAACUCGUAUAUUUCCACACCACCUACAAUAACUUUUUUAAACCUAUCAUCAAGUCAUUUAACGGGGAUCAUUGCAUCUGCCAUUCAAAACCUAACCCACCUGCAAAAUUUGGACUUGUCAAAUAACAAUUUGACAGGAGGAGUACCCGAGUUUCUUGCUGGCUUAAAAUCACUCUUAGUCAUAAACUUAAGUGGGAAUAAUCUUAGUGGUUCUGUUCCUCAAACCCUUCUCCAGAAGAAAGGACUUAAGUUAAAUCUUGAAGGAAAUAUUUAUCUUAAUUGUCCGGAUGGAUCAUGUGUAAGCAAAGACGGAAAUGGAGGUGCCAAGAAAAAGAAUGUUGUAGUAUUGGUUGUGGUAUCAAUUGCACUUGUAGUAGUUCUUGGAUCUGCAUUAGCUCUUUUUUUGGUGUUUAGAAAAAGAAAAACACCACGCAAUGAAGUUUCUAGAACAUCUAGAUCAUUAGACCCGACAAUAACGACGAAAAACAGAAGAUUUACUUAUUCGGAAGUUGUAAAGAUGACAAAUAAUUUUGAGAAAAUCCUUGGUAAAGGAGGGUUUGGAAUGGUCUAUCAUGGAACUGUGAAUGAUGCUGAACAAGUAGCCGUUAAAAUGUUAUCACCCUCAUCAUCUCAAGGGUAUAAAGAAUUCAAAGCAGAGGUAGAACUCCUUCUCAGAGUUCACCAUAAAAAUUUGGUUGGCCUCGUUGGAUAUUGUGAUGAAGGAGAAAAUUUAUCUCUCAUCUACGAGUACAUGGCUAAAGGAGAUCUUAAAGAACAUAUGUUAGGAAACCAAGGUGUAUCUAUUUUGGACUGGAAAACUAGACUAAAGAUAGUGGCCGAGUCCGCGCAAGGGCUGGAAUACUUGCAUAAUGGAUGCAAACCACCAAUGGUACAUAGAGAUGUCAAAACCACAAAUAUAUUGUUGGAUGAACAUUUUCAGGCCAAGCUUGCUGAUUUCGGUCUUUCGAGAUCUUUUCCUCUUGAAGGAGAAACCCGUGUGGACACAGUUGUUGCUGGAACUCCUGGGUACCUUGAUCCAGAAUAUUAUCGAACAAAUUGGUUGAACGAGAAAAGUGAUGUUUAUAGCUUUGGAAUCGUACUAUUAGAGAUCAUCACAAACCAACAUGUGAUCAACCAAAGUCGUGAAAAACCACAUAUAGCUGAAUGGGUUGGGGUGAUGCUUACAAAAGGAGACAUCAAAAGCAUUAUAGAUCCAAAAUUUAGUGGAGAUUAUGAUGCUGGUUCUGUCUGGAGAGCAGUUGAACUAGCAAUGUCGUGUGUAAAUCCUUCUUCAACUGGAAGACCAACCAUGUCUCAAGUUGUAAUCGAAUUAAAUGAAUGUUUGGCAUCAGAAAACUCAAGGAGAGGAAUGAGUCAAAACAUGGAGUCAAAGGGAUCUAUCCAAUAUACAGAAGUCAGCACGAACUUUGGUACUGAAUAUACCCCUGAAGCUCGCUAG